Messenger RNA from Saccostrea cuccullata (small rock oyster), 321 nucleotides. RefSeq names its product scavenger receptor class F member 1-like. NCBI's taxonomy places the organism in Eukaryota, Metazoa, Mollusca, Bivalvia, Ostreida, Ostreidae. The annotation marks the transcript as partial. The transcript is spliced from 3 exons. The record is from RefSeq and is a predicted model, not a curated record.
UCUCCAUGAUUGAAGAAAAAGUCUUUCGAAGAAGCUUUGAGGUCACCGUUUUAAUUUUCUUCUUUGUGACAAUUAUUAGAUGUGGCAGAGAAAAAGAUAGUGUUGUAUGCAUAGCUGGCGAAGCGUUAGACAAGGAGGCAAAUUCAUGUAAACCAUGUCCUCCUGGAUACUUUGGAUUCAAUUGUAACGAGUCCUGUCCUCAAGGAAAUUACGGAAAUGGAUGUCAGUCACUCUGUCCACAAGCAUGCAGAAAUACAUGUGAUUUCAUAACAGGAAAAUGCUUGCAACCAGGAAAUGGACAUGAGAAAAAACUUGAUCACC